UCCUGCCAAAUUGUAAGCUACCAUGGCAACCGAGCAACAAGAUGAGCUCGAGCGAGACAGGAACAGUUGUUAGUAGUGUAGAGUUGCCGGACGAGAAGCCUAAAGCUAAAGGAGCAGUGCUAUUUACAGGUCCAGAUGGCAUAGGAGACUACAAAGUGAACGUUCAAGAUCAUUUUUAUGUCGGGCAUGGAGCUAUGUCAUCAGAAGCAACUAGUAAUACAACGUAUCUCUGUCGUGCAUCCACAGAUACGCCACAUCCACCUCCAAAGUCACUGCGUGUAGGUGAAGUUGGUUGGGGUGUACCAGGCAAUGCUGAUUACUCAUUACUGAAGACUGGGAACCAGAUUAUAUUAAAAGAGUUCCGAGGGAGAACAGAAGAAAGAUACACUCAUCGUUUCCAAGAACCUUACUAUCCACCUCCAUCAGCUUCAAUGCAUCCACAGGCACAAGAUUUAGAGUCUGUUUCUAACGACUCAAUGCAAUCUGUAGCAAAACAAUAAAACAUACAACAGGUCAAGCAGAAAGAAGAUUUAAAAAAGCAUACAGAAAUGGACAAAAUGAUUGAAAUUCUCAUUAAAAAAAAAUAUCGUUAAAGUUUCUAUUUCUA
This is a messenger RNA of Amphimedon queenslandica, 607 nucleotides long. RefSeq lists its product as uncharacterized. Lineage: Eukaryota; Metazoa; Porifera; Demospongiae; Haplosclerida; Niphatidae. The transcript is spliced from 5 exons. Bases 42 to 500 code for a protein of 152 amino acids. The record is from RefSeq and is a predicted model, not a curated record.